Molecule: messenger RNA, 4140 nt
Organism: Dromiciops gliroides (monito del monte)
Lineage: Eukaryota; Metazoa; Chordata; Mammalia; Microbiotheria; Microbiotheriidae
Gene: DTNB
Product: dystrobrevin beta
Exons: 21
Coding region: 233-2113 (626 amino acids)
Biological process (GO): synaptic signaling
Cellular component (GO): plasma membrane; synapse
Molecular function (GO): zinc ion binding
Source: RefSeq, a predicted model, not a curated record
UCCCCCUUUCCUCCCGCUCGGGUGCGCGCUCGGGGCUAGGGAAAGCGGCGCGAGCCGGGCGGCUGCUCACGUUCAGGCGCGGGGGCGGCUCCGGGGCCUGAGCGGGCGCUGCUGCUGCUGCCGCCGCGGGCAGCGGACAGAGGAGGAGGAGGAGGAGGAGGAAGAGGAGGAGGAGGAGGAGGAGGUUCCCGUUGCUGCCGCCGCCGCCGGAGACCUCCCCCCCCUCGGGAAGAUGAUUGAGGAAAGUGGGAACAAGAGAAAGACCAUGGCAGAGAAGAGGCAACUGUUUAUGGAAAUGCGUGCUCAGAAUUUUGAUGUCAUCAGGCUAUCAACAUACCGGACAGCUUGCAAACUAAGAUUUGUACAAAAAAGAUGUAAUUUGCACCUUGUUGAUAUCUGGAACAUGAUUGAAGCCUUCCGAGAUAAUGGCCUUAACACACUGGACCAUAACACUGAGAUCAGUGUGUCCCGUCUGGAAACCAUCAUUUCAUCUAUCUACUAUCAACUGAACAAACGCCUGCCUUCUACUCACCAGAUCAGCGUGGAACAGUCAAUCAGCCUUCUCCUCAACUUCAUGAUUGCAGCAUAUGACAGUGAGGGCCGAGGAAAGCUGACGGUAUUUUCAGUUAAAUCUAUGUUAGCAACCAUGUGUGGUGGAAAAAUGCUGGACAAAUUAAGAUAUAUUUUCUCUCAGAUGUCAGAUUCCAAUGGCUUAAUGAUAUUUAAUAAGUUUGAUCAGUUUCUGAAGGAAGUUUUGAAGCUCCCCACAGCGGUUUUUGAAGGCCCUUCUUUUGGGUACACAGAGCAUUCAGUACGAACAUGUUUUCCACAACAGAAAAAGAUAAUGCUAAAUAUGUUUUUAGACACAUUGAUGGCUGAUCCUCCUCCCCAGUGCCUUGUCUGGCUACCUCUUAUGCAUAGACUUGCCCAUGUUGAAAAUGUCUUCCAUCCUGUGGAGUGUUCAUAUUGCCGGUGUGAGAGUAUGAUGGGCUUCCGAUAUAGAUGCCAGCAGUGCCACAAUUACCAGCUCUGCCAAAACUGCUUUUGGCGAGGCCAUGCUAAUGGCCCUCAUAGCAACCAACACCAGAUGAAGGAACAUUCCUCUUGGAAAUCACCUGCAAAGAAGCUGAGCCAUGCAAUUAGUAAAUCUCUGGGUUGCGUGCCCACUAGGGAGCCCCCACAUCCUGUUUUUCCUGAGCAACCAGAGAAGCCACUUGACCUUGCACAUAUAGUUCCUCCUCGCCCCCUGACCAACAUGAAUGAUACAGUGGUUAGUCAUAUGUCCUCUGGAGCUCCUACUCCCACCAAAAGGUUACAGUAUAGCCAGGAAAUACCCAGUCAUUUGGCUGACGAGCAUGCACUGAUAGCUUCAUAUGUGUCACGUCUACAGCAUUGCGCACGUGUCCUGGACAGCCCCAGCCGACUAGAUGAAGAACACAGGCUUAUUGCCCGUUAUGCUGCCCGGCUAGCUGCAGAAGCAGGAAAUGUAACCCGUCCCCCAACUGACCUCAGCUUUAACUUCGAUGCUAACAAACAGCAAAGGCAGCUCAUCGCAGAACUGGAAAACAAAAACAGAGAAAUCCUUCAGGAGAUUCAGCGCCUCCGCUUGGAGCAUGAGCAAGCUUCUCAGCCAACCCCCGAGAAGGCUCAGCAGAACCCCACACUCCUGGCAGAGCUUCGGCUACUGAGGCAAAGGAAGGAUGAGUUGGAACAGAGAAUGUCUGCCCUUCAGGAGAGCCGGCGAGAGCUGAUGGUACAGUUGGAAGGUCUCAUGAAAUUGCUGAAGGAAGAAGAGCAAAAGCAGGCAGCCCAGGCUACAGGAUCCCCACACACAUCUCCAACUCAUGGAAGUGGCCGCCCAAUGCCCAUGCCUGUCCGCUCAACAUCUGCUGGCUCUACCCCUACUCAUGGGCCACAGGACUCACUGAGUGGAGUUGGGGGAGACAUCCAGGAAGCCUUUGCACAAGGUACGAGGAGAAACCUCCGCAAUGAUCUGCUUGUGGCUGCUGAUUCCAUCACCAACACCAUGUCAUCUCUGGUGAAGGAACUUCAUUCAGCAGAGGAAGGUGGAGAGGAAGAGGAGAAGACACAGAAUAAGAAAGACAGAGGUUAGCCAAGGGAUCCUGGACCAAGAGGCAGCACAAAUCUGUCCUGCAGACUCAGAGGACAAUGGAGCAAGCUGGCAUCGACAUGAUGAAGGCAGAGCCUUCCCCCAGAGGCAUCUUCCCAUCCAUCAUCUUUCCAGUGCACACCUGGACCAAGCCUGCAGUCUGCCUGUCCCCACAGCGCCAGGACAAGGGGAGCCAAUGAUGAUGGGAGGAGGGGAGGGACUGCCAGAGGGUCCUAAUGGUGGGCCCUUCCCUCUCAGAUUCCUGCAUGUACUAGCAUCAUCACCACUCCCCUCGGGGCAUGGUCUCAUCUCUGCAACGAGGGAUUUCCCAGGAGGUUUAAAAAGAAAAGAAAGAAAAAAAGGAAAAACAAAAGCACUAAUCCUGUGUCAGUGACCUGGGUUUCUUUCUGACUUGCCGCCAAAAUGUGGGUGAUUUCCCAGGGCGGGGGACAUGGUUUUCCCACAUGACCUUUGACCUUUAAAAAAACACCAGCCAGUUUUCUUCUAUCACACAAAGGAAGCUUCAGGCCCAUACUCAGCUUAUAGACACCCAUACCCAGGCCACAUGCUAAAAAUAGACUCUUGGCUCUCACUGUUGGGUUUCCGCUACAUUUGACAUUGCAUGCUCUGUAACCUAGGGAAAGAAAGAGCACAUUGCUGUAGCCCCCGCAGAGUCCAAACCAUAAAGUCCUUUCCUACACCAGGAAUUACAAGCCAUUGCAUCGUAGACCAGGGAGGAUGUGGAGGGGAGCAAGGGCCCUGCUGGCUUUUCCCCGGAGGCCAUUUGGUGAAGCCAUCCUCUGCCUUUCAUUGUGCUUAAAUAGCUCCUUGGCAUACAUAGUCAUCAGCCCUGAUUCUUGGUGAUUUUUUUUUCUUUUUGCUUUUCUCCUUUUUGGGCUCCAGUGUGUUAUUUUUAGAAGGGAAGCUGCUAUAAAUAUUUAUAAAGGGCAGUGGCUGGAAUGAAGUAACUGACUCCACAGCUGGCUCCCAGCAUUCUCUCUGCCUCAGCUGACCUCCAGCCUCUGCCUGAAUAGAGCCCACAAAGGCCUGUGAAUUGGGCCUAGUGGCUACAAAUGGUUUCCUAUGGAAACAAGUAGGAUCUGUCAGGGCAGGAACAGAAAUACUUAUGGACAACAGAUUGUUGACAUCCCCGUCCACCCUGUCAUCUUUCCUUUGCCAUUACCCUAAAAGGAACCUAGGAAUGGAAAUCAUAGAUAUUUUAAGGUUGAGACCUUUAACAUUUCUUGGAGACCUGGAGGUGAAGAGAAAAGGGUCACAAAAAGCUGUAUUUGUUGUUAAGAGGCAAGAAGGAAAAUGGGAGACAAGGGGGAUAACUCCUUUCUUGGGGCUUAGGGCCUCUGAAAUUCUAAAUCAAACGGCACAUGCUCAGGAAAGCACAGCAUCCCCCUCACUGUGACUCAGGCCCUGAAGAGUCCUGAACCAUGUGAGAGAGAGCCAGAAGGCUAUGGAGCUGUGGAGCAUAUCAGGCCUCAAAUGGUUAUCUCUGAGGCCUACUCUGGUCAUUACAAGGUCACCUAGUCUGCAAAGUUGCCUGAGAUCUCCAGAAACAUUAAGGGUUUUGCCCUCUGCUUACCCAUAGGAAGCUAUUUUUGCCCACUUUUCUUCCAGUGAUGGGGAUACGAGUGGAAGUGUGUGGCAGGCCAUGAGCAAGAAACAACGCACUCAGCAUCAAAGGCUCAAAAACAUCGACCAGCCCUAAGAAAAGCAGUACUCCUUCCUACAUUUAUGAGUGUCCCAAGGCUAACACAGCAGGGGUCAGUGGGGAAGUAUGAGGCAAGUGAUGUGGUAGACUAUAUUUUAUAAUUUUUAUAUAAAUUACUGAUUAAUUUCUUUUAUUUCCAGACUAAUUUAUCUUAUAACACUUUAGGUAAGGGGAGUAGUUCUUCCCACAGACCUAUACCUUAAGCCCAUGGCCUAUAUCAGCACAUGGCUUUAAUUUUUUUCAGGAUACCUGUAGAGUAGCAGCAGAGGGCAUAAUCCUCACAAAAUGACCCUAAACUCUAGCUGCC